AUGCCUGCUAAACAACACAUAGACGCCUCCGAGAUCGCCGAGGAUGAUAUUCCUGACUCCCAUAUAGUGUACCAAGAUGCUAUUUCAUACUGGACAUCUGUUCCUGCCAGUGUUAACGGUGUACUUGGAGGGUUCGGAGAACAGACCAGCGUUCCUAAGGCCGACGUCAUCGGGUCUAUGACGUUUCUUCGAAAGCUUCAGGCCAGAAUGGUGUGUCCGUCUGACCAACAAAAACUCACCAUAGAUAUGGGAGCCGGGAUUGGCCGUAUUACUCGGGACUUACUCUGGAAAGUAAGUGACAAGGUGGAUCUACUUGAGCCAGUUCAACCAUUUGUGGCACAGAUGGAAACAGAGUUACAGGGAGUGGCUCUGAAGGGUAAGCUCGGGGAUAUAUACCCGAUUGGAAUGCAAGAAUGGUCUCCAGCACCGGAGAAAGUGGGGAAAUAUUGGAUGGUAUGGUGCCAAUGGUGUGUUGGACAAUUACCGGAUGCAGACUUGGUAGCCUUCUGGAAACGAUGUGGUGAAGCAUUGAUGGACAAUGGAACGCUCAUAGUAAAGGAAAACAUAGCUCCCUAUGACGACAUUUUCGAUGACACAGACUCUUCUGUUACGAGAACAGAUGAGAAGUUUAGACAGUUGUUUGUUCAAGCUGGCUUCAAGUUGAUUGCCAGUGACAUACAAAAGGGUUUACCCAGAGAGUUGUAUCCUGUUAGAAUGUAUUGUUUAAAGAGAGUCUAA
Molecule: messenger RNA, 738 nt
Organism: Lizanozyma spartinae
Lineage: Eukaryota; Fungi; Ascomycota; Pichiomycetes; Serinales; Debaryomycetaceae
Gene: TAE1
Product: N-terminal protein methyltransferase
Exons: 1
Coding region: 1-738 (245 amino acids)
Biological process (GO): N-terminal protein amino acid methylation
Cellular component (GO): cytoplasm
Molecular function (GO): N-terminal protein N-methyltransferase activity
Source: RefSeq, a predicted model, not a curated record